Molecule: messenger RNA, 1758 nt
Organism: Leptosia nina
Lineage: Eukaryota; Metazoa; Arthropoda; Insecta; Lepidoptera; Pieridae
Source: the annotation of a GenBank genome assembly
AUGUCAGAUCGUCUCGCCAGUAACUACCUCCUCGCCACGUCGCGACGGACGGGCCGAGGCGAAGAGGGGCAACUGGCACCUCUUGCACUUUCUUGCGGAGCCCGACGCAACGGCCAGUCUCCGCCGAGCGCUAUGGCUCGAUACGCGUACAUCUGUGUUGGUGUGCUAUUACUCGCCUACUCCGUGACCAGCGAACGGGUAAAGCGACAAGAUGAAGACGGUGGAGAUGAAGUAAAUCCGGAACAACUCUGCGACGGACGCCCCCCGGACGAAUACUUCCGUCUAAGCACAGACGGGGAUUGCCGCGAUGUCGUCAGGUGCGACAAAGGUGCUGAAAAUGGAGUGACCAGACUGGCAUCAGUGAGGUGCCCCGGCGGGUUGGGUUUCGAUAUCGACCGUCAAACCUGUGACUGGAAAACGAAUGUUAAGAAUUGCGAUAAACUAGAAAAACCAAGAAAAGUGCUGCCAAUUUUGAAGACAGAUGAGCCAAUCUGCCCAGAAGGUAAACUAGCUUGCGGCAGUGGUGACUGUAUGGAAAGACAACUGUUCUGUAACGGAAAGCCUGAUUGCAAAGAUGAAUCCGAUGAGAAUGCUUGCACCGUGGACGUGGAUCCCAACAGAGCACCCGACUGCGAUCCUAACCAAUGUGUACUGCCUGACUGUUUCUGCUCCGCUGAUGGAACUCGGAUCCCUGGAGGUUUCGAAAUUAACCAAGUACCCCAGAUGAUAACCAUCACUUUCAACGGCGCCGUGAACGUUGACAAUAUCGAUUUAUACGAGCAAAUAUUCAACGGAAACAGACAAAAUCCUAAUGGAUGUCAAAUCCGGGGUACCUUCUUUGUCUCUCACAAAUACACUAACUACGCUGCAGUACAGGAACUACACCGUAAGGGACAUGAGAUUGCUGUAUUCUCGAUCACACACAAGGACGACCCACAAUACUGGACUAGCGGUACUUACGACGACUGGUUGGCGGAGAUGGCUGGCGCUCGUCUCAUUGUUGAAAGAUUCGCCAAUAUUACUGACGCCUCAAUUAUUGGAGUCCGCGCUCCUUAUCUCCGAGUCGGUGGUAACAAGCAAUUUGAGAUGAUGGCCGACCAAUACUUUGUAUACGACGCUUCCAUCACAGCUCCCCUCGGUCGCGUCCCGAUUUGGCCUUACACUCUCUACUUCCGUAUGCCACACAAGUGCAACGGCAACGCCCACAACUGUCCCUCUAGAAGCCACCCAGUUUGGGAAAUGGUGAUGAACGAAUUGGACAGACGUGACGACCCAACAUUCGACGAGUCUCUGCCUGGUUGUCAUGUGGUCGAUUCUUGCUCAAACAUUCAGACCGGUGAGCAGUUCGGUCGUCUCCUCCGUCACAACUUCAACCGCCACUACUUGACCAACCGUGCCCCACUCGGUCUACACUUCCACGCCUCUUGGCUCAAAUCCAAAAAGGAAUUCAGAGACGAGCUUAUCAAAUUCAUCGAGGACAUGCUGGGCAAGAGCGACGUAUACUUCACUUCCAUGAUUCAGGUCAUCCAAUGGAUGCAAAACCCUACUGAAUUAACAGCAUUAAGAGACUUCCAGGAUUGGAAACAGGACAAAUGCGACGUCAAGGGUCAACCGUUCUGCUCUCUGCCAAACGCGUGCCCGCUAACCACUCGCGAGUUACCAGGGGAAACCUUACGUUUGUUUACAUGUAUGGAGUGUCCGAACAACUACCCGUGGAUUUUGGACCCCACGGGAGAAGGUUUCAACGUAAAGAAGUGA